AUGUCUCAGAACAUUAUUUUGCGCAACGGAUCAGUUAUAGUUCACGACGAACACGACCGUGUACAAGUUCUGGACAACUGUGAUGUUCUGAUCUCAAAUGGUUUCAUUGAGCAAGUCGGAAACAAUAUCUCCCCUGCCAAGGAUACUGAUAUUCUAGACUGCACCGACAAGAUUAUCAGCCCUGGAUUUGUUGACACCCACCAUCACUUAUGGCAAACACAGCUGAAGGGAUAUGGCUUGGAUAACACCUGGCUGGACUACUUCUCAGAUGAUCUCCUCCAGUCUUUUAAUUAUUCUCCAGAGGACAGUUACUGGGGUCAACUGGCAGGCUGCUUGGAAGCACUUGAUGCUGGGACGACCUUUGUCCUUGAUCACUGUCAUGGAUGUCGCACUCCGGAGCAUGCCGACGCAGCUAUAACAGCGUUCGCUGAUUCUGGUAUCAGAGGUGUAUUUGCAUAUGCAGAGACAUUUCUCAACCUCGCCAAGUGGGAUUCCGACUCCAUUAUUCCUCAACCAACAUCGAUAUCCGAUACAUAUAUACAGCACCUAGAGCAUCUCGCUCAAAAAGGCCCAUUAGCUGACGGGCGUGUUACAGUCGGUGUUGCAUUUGACAAUUACCAUCUACCUCGACAUGAAGUAGAGAAACUGUUUCGCCGAGCGUUCAAGGCUGGUGUGAAGCUCAUCACAUCGCAUUGUGGAAACUUUGGGCCAUCCGUACCUCAAGUUCUAGAAAGAUAUUCACUCUUCCCUAAACCAGAAGAUGAUCAUGCCAUCGUUCUGUCUCACGGGAACUACCUCGAUAAAACGGACUUGACUAUGCUUUCUCAACGACAGGUUCCACUUUCUUGCACUCCAGCUACAGAAGCCCAAGGAUCUAUGGGAUGGCCUCUCUUGUUCGAGCCUGGGCUAAACACCUCUUUAGGCGCAGAUUGCCACUUCUUGAACUCUUCCAGUCUUAUGCAGGCAGCACGCAACGCCCUUCUCUUGGUUAGACUCCAAAAGACACUUGAGCUCAAGCCUGAGGGUAGGAAGCCAGUCAAGUUUGAUGAGACGACCUACGAUGUGUUCAACAAAGCCACAAUCCAAGGCGCCAGGGCUGUUGGAAUGGAAGACCAAAUCGGCUCUAUUGAAGUCGGUAAGAGAGCGGAUAUUGUAGUCUUUACUAGAACUUCGUCACUGUCUUUUGGAACUGCUGCGAGACAGAACCCAGUGGCAGCUAUCAUGGGAUAUAGCGAGCCUCGCGAUAUUGAGGCUGUUUUGGUCGGUGGUGUGUUUCGGAAAAGAGCGGGAAUGCUUCUUCCAAUUUUGAGAAACGGGAAAACCGUAGGACUUGAUUCCAUCAUGUCGGAGGUUCGCCGCAGUCAACAGGCAAUUAGGAAGAGGCGGGAUGCUUGCAAUUUGGGUCUAUCCAGAGAUCUGGUUGAACAAAUCGCAACUCCGAGGUAG
Molecule: messenger RNA, 1446 nt
Organism: Fusarium pseudograminearum CS3096
Lineage: Eukaryota; Fungi; Ascomycota; Sordariomycetes; Hypocreales; Nectriaceae
Exons: 4
Coding region: 1-1446 (481 amino acids)
Molecular function (GO): hydrolase activity, acting on carbon-nitrogen (but not peptide) bonds
Source: RefSeq, a predicted model, not a curated record